Molecule: messenger RNA, 414 nt
Organism: Lepus europaeus (European hare)
Lineage: Eukaryota; Metazoa; Chordata; Mammalia; Lagomorpha; Leporidae
Product: small ribosomal subunit protein eS27-like
Exons: 1
Coding region: 159-296 (45 amino acids)
Biological process (GO): ribosomal small subunit assembly; translation
Cellular component (GO): ribosome; cytosolic small ribosomal subunit
Molecular function (GO): structural constituent of ribosome; RNA binding
Source: RefSeq, a predicted model, not a curated record
CGUGCUGUCACUAGGGGAGUAGCCAGCGUCGGUGAGAGGCGCCGGGCUCGCACACCGCAGACGUGCCCUUGGCUAGAGAUCUACUCCCUCCCUCUUUGGAGGAGGAAAAGAAGAACCAUAAAAAGAAACGGCUGGUUCAAAGUCCGAAUUCUUAUUUUAUGGACGUAAAAUGCCCAGGUUGCUACAAGAUCACCGCGGUUUUCAGCCGUGCCCAAACAGUGGUUCUUUGUGUAGGCUGUUCUACAGUUUUGUGCCAGCCUACAGGAGGUUGUUCCUUUAGAAGAAAGCAACACUAGUGACCCACACAACUUCCUGGAUUUGUGUUCUCACGGAAAGCCUUAUCAUAAGUUCAGUGAUUCUAGUGAAUCUACUAAGAUCAUGUAAUUUUGGUUGAUUUUAUAAGGUAUACAAGUU